GCCCGCACAGCCGCGCACACAACCGCGCACCCCGCGGCCACAGCAGGGCCCCGCGCCGCAGCAGCCGCAGCUCCCAGGGCCCAGCCCUUGCGGGCGCCCGCGCUCUCGGGGCGGACUCCAGCCCUGCGCGCUCUCGCGCCCGGCAAUGGCUCUGCCCAGCUACUUCUUACUACUGUGCAGCCUGGGAACGGCGCUGGGCAGCUACCCCAUUUGGUGGUCCCUGGCUGUCGGGCCCCAGCACUCUUCCCUGGGCACACACCCUGUGCUGUGCGCUAGCAUCCCUGGCUUGGUGCCCAAGCAGCUGCGCUUCUGCAGGAACUACGUGGAGAUCAUGCCCAGCGUGGCAGAGGGCGUGCGGCUGGGCGUCCAGGAGUGCCAGCACCAGUUCCGUGGCCGCCGCUGGAACUGCACCACUGUGGACAGCCUGGCCAUCUUUGGCCCUGUGCUGGACAGAGCCACCCGAGAGUCAGCCUUCGUGCAUGCCAUCGCCUCGGCUGGCGUGGCCUUUGCUGUGACGCGUUCCUGUGCUGAGGGCUCCGCCACCAUCUGCGGCUGCAGCAGCCGCCACCAGGGCUCCCCAGGCGAGGGCUGGAAGUGGGGUGGCUGCAGUGAGGACGUUGAGUUUGGUGGAAUGGUGUCUCGCGAGUUUGCAGAUGCCCGGGAGAACCGGCCGGAUGCCCGCUCAGCCAUGAACCGCCACAACAACGAGGCUGGGCGCCAGGCCAUUGCUAACCAUGUGCACCUCAAGUGCAAGUGUCAUGGGCUGUCUGGCAGCUGCGAGGUGAAGACCUGCUGGCGUGCACAGCCUGACUUCCGCGCUGUAGGUGACCUCCUCAAGGACAAGUACGACAGCGCCUCAGAGAUGGUGGCCGAGAAGCACCGGGAGGCACGCGGCUGGGUAGAGACACUGCGGCCACGCUAUGCCCACUUCAAGGUGCCCACUGAGCGUGACCUGGUCUACUACGAGGCCUCACCCAACUUCUGUGAGCCCAACCCCAACACUGGCUCUUUUGGCACACGUGGUCGUGCCUGCAACGUGAGCUCCCCUGGCAUUGACGGCUGUGACCUGUUGUGCUGCGGCCGUGGCCACGACGCACGUUCUGAGCGGCGCCGUGAGAAGUGUGGCUGCGUCUUCCACUGGUGCUGCUACGUGAGCUGCCAAGAGUGUGCACGUGUGCUUGAUGUGCAUACCUGCAAGUAGUGCACCAAGGGCGGAGGCACGGGAGGGUACUCCAAGAGCUGACAGGAUGUGUCUGCACUCCACCCGCACACCUGUGAGUACCCACUCCAGAUGCCCACACAAGCCUUGGGUACCAUGAGGGCUGGGUCAUGGUUGGUCCAGGGAGUGUCCCUUGGCCGAUGCUCCAGCCCUGGCCACUGUGAAGGACCCCGCUCCAGCAGGGGAGGGACCACCCUGUGCUGAGAGUUUUGCAUUCUUGGUUUUAAUUCUAACUCUGAUGCUGCUGCACCCAACAUCCACUGGAGUUGGACACACAUGUGUGGUUAUGUUUUUUUUUUUCUUUCUGUGAAAGAAAUUAUUCUAGCAAUAGGUUGUGAGUUCUAAACACUGGAGAAAGUAAAGAGGUUUCA
Ochotona princeps (American pika) is the source of this 1590-nucleotide messenger RNA. It is a transcript of the gene WNT3A, whose product is annotated as Wnt family member 3A. Gene Ontology annotation, molecular function: frizzled binding; cytokine activity. Bases 146 to 1201 code for a protein of 351 amino acids. Gene Ontology annotation, biological process: neuron differentiation; canonical Wnt signaling pathway; cell fate commitment. Gene Ontology annotation, cellular component: extracellular region. The transcript is spliced from 4 exons. The record is from RefSeq and is a predicted model, not a curated record. NCBI's taxonomy places the organism in Eukaryota, Metazoa, Chordata, Mammalia, Lagomorpha, Ochotonidae.